AUGCUUCCUCAGUCGCGGCCUGUUAAAUCCAAAAACCCUUGUUCAGUGUGCACUAAACGCAAGGUUAAGUGUGACCGGCUAGUGCCUUGCUCGAACUGUGUAAAGAGAGAAGAAGAAGAGCGUUGUAUCGCCUCUUACAGGACCAAACUCGACAGAGCUGGAGACCUCCUGUCUGAGAGCAAGCAUGAGUUCUUAACAACGUGGCAAGCAUACGAUUAUUGGGUAUUUGGGAUUGGCAUUUUCCAAAAUGGUGCGUUGAACAAAAAGCGUUCUGUUGACAGCCGGAGUUUCGAAGAAGAAGAAGAAGAGUCAAGUUACUGGAGGGACGGACUUAACAUGGAUACAUCGUUUAAAUUGCUUGACUUCGCCAUCGAGAAUCUUGGGUCGCUCUUUUUCGGUUGCGUGAGUGAUGUCGGUGAGCUGUAUUUCAAGCUGGAAGAGUAUUGGGGAAGAUUAAAUGAUACACAAGCAGCGCCAACAACUGAUAGCUUAUUUUCAAGCGCUAUUUUGUGGUCAAUCUUUACUAUGGCUAUUUUCUACAUGCCUAUAGAGCUGCUGGGAAAGUAUUUCCCGUCUGAACAGGUUGCGAGACUUUAUGACAGCACACCAGAACAGGCAUUGACUGAGCGGCUCCGAAUGAAUCUCUUCGAAGGGUUCUAUCGAACGACAGUGAACCAGCUCAAGAAGGCAGAUUUUCUGAGGAAUCCAGUAGUUGAAACUAUCCAGACCUAUCUAAUUCUGGCUGCCACCCCUUUCCCAGCGCUUGAACCGUCUCUGGCAAAUAGCUUACUAACUCAAUGCCUUCACCUCGCGAAAUAUUGGAGGUUAGAUCAGUUUAGGCCCUUGGUUACUGAUACACCAGACCUUAGACUUACAAAAGUUGUAUGUGAAAAAUUGUGGUAUCGGUUGUGUGUCCAAGAUUUUUGGCAGUCCGGCCCGAACAAGCCCUUGUCAAUACAUGAAGAUAACAUUUCGCUACUAAGUCAUGCAGCAUACCUAAUGGACCGGCCGAAUGUCGAUGUCUACCAAAGCGAAGACACGUUUGAAGCCUUAAUUUGGAAAAUAGUAUCUCUUGAUAGGGACCUCGAGAAAUACUUCAUUACUACAUCCAAGCCCCCACUUAAAACCAUUGAUGCCAUACAGCGGCAGAUUGAUAUUUUCUCACAAAAAAUCAACUCGACUGAUGCUCAAGCUUCGACAACGGCUAGGUGCGACAAAUUCUUAGCUGGAUUUUUGCUCAAUUUCGUCAACUGGAAACUGAGCAACCUCAAUUACAUAUACUAUGACCCGCACACUGGGGCUGCCAGGUUGAACCACUACACCACAGUGCUGAUAGCUCAAGUCUUGCACAACAUAAAGAAUAAGCUUGAUUUCUAUAAUCGAAUGCCACUUGUUCUACGAAUAAUUACGAAGCUCAUGACCUUCCACACCUUGUGUAAUGUCUAUGAUGAUUCUGCCACCAAUGAGCAAUUAGCACUUGACUUAUCAGAGGUAUUUGCGGGUCUUGGGGAAGUGUCGAGCUCUCUUACAACUCCAACGUCUAAACUAUUGGACAGGGUGAGAAAGCUCAAACCUAUUUGGCGCAAUGUUCGCGUUGUAGAUAGUGAGAGUUCUUCUAACCACCCCGUGUUCAAAAUUCUGCAGGAUGACAUCGUCUUUCUUAGAGACAGCUGCACUAAAAGGCUCCCAAAGUUUUUGGCUGCUCAUAGUUCGAAGGAUAGAUUGGAUGACGGGUUAGAGGCGGAGCCGCAAAGCCGAGAAUUUUUGCAAAUUGUCGCCAACUUUGAGAAGUCCUACCCACUCAACAAAAUAUUGAAUUUAUGCGACUAA
Molecule: messenger RNA, 1830 nt
Organism: Lachancea thermotolerans CBS 6340
Lineage: Eukaryota; Fungi; Ascomycota; Saccharomycetes; Saccharomycetales; Saccharomycetaceae
Gene: CEP3
Product: Cep3p
Exons: 1
Coding region: 1-1830 (609 amino acids)
Biological process (GO): regulation of DNA-templated transcription
Cellular component (GO): nucleus
Molecular function (GO): zinc ion binding; DNA-binding transcription factor activity, RNA polymerase II-specific
Source: RefSeq, a predicted model, not a curated record